AUGGUUGUCGCUAGAAGAUUAUUAUCAAUCUCAGUAACACUGAUCAUAAUUUUAACACUUUUGGUCAAUGUAAUUGCAAUUAAAGAAACAGAGGAAUCGAAACACGAGAGCUCAAGAAAUACAUCAAUGGUGGAUCAUGAAUGGCAUGGACACGCCGUUAAAGACCCAAAAGAAAUAGCAGCCAUGGUCGACAUGAGCAUACGGAACAGUACAGAGCGGAGGAGACUCGGCUACUUCUCCUGCGCAAACGGAAACCCAAUAGACGACUGUUGGCGAUGCGAUCCAAAAUGGCACCGCCGAAGAAAGCGUCUAGCAUCUUGCGCAAUCGGAUUCGGACGAAACGCCAUCGGAGGCCGCGACGGACGUUUCUACACCGUCACCGACCCAUCGGAUCACGAUCCGGUUAAACCAAAACCCGGUACGCUCCGGUACGCCGUGGUACAAGAUCGUCCGCUGUGGAUCGUCUUCAAGCGCGACAUGGUCAUCACGUUAAACCAAGAACUCAUCAUGAACAGUUUCAAAACGAUCGACGGUCGUGGCGCGAACGUGCACAUCGCAGGCGGUGCAUGCAUCACGAUACAGUACGUGACGAACAUCAUCGUGCAUGGGAUCAACAUUCAUGAUUGUAAGAGAACUGGUAACGCUAUGGUUAGGAGCUCGGAGACGCAUUAUGGUUGGAGAACGAUGGCGGAUGGUGAUGGGAUCUCGAUUUUUGGGUCGAGCCAUAUUUGGAUCGAUCAUAAUUCUUUGUCGAAUUGUGCUGAUGGAUUGAUUGAUGCCAUAAUGGGAUCUACGGCUAUUACCAUUUCGAAUAACUAUCUCACGGACCAUAACGAGGUUAUAUUGUUGGGGCAUACAGAUUCAUACACGAGAGACAAAAUGAUGCAAGUGACCAUUGCAUACAACCAUUUUGGAGAGGGUCUUAUACAGAGAAUGCCAAGGUGCAGGCAUGGUUACUUCCACGUGGUUAACAACGAUUACACUCACUGGGAAAUGUAUGCGAUCGGUGGAAGUGCUAAUCCUACCAUCAACAGUCAAGGAAACCGGUUCCUCGCCCCGGGAAACCGUUUUGCUAAUGAGGUGACGAAGAGGGUAGGUGCAGGGGAAGGAGAAUGGAACCAUUGGAACUGGAGAUCACAAGGAGACUUAAUGCUAAAUGGUGCUUACUUUACUUCAUCAGGAGCUGAAACUUCUGCAAGUUACGGUAGAGCUUCUAGUUUAGCUGCUAAAUCAUCUUCCCUUGUAGGUAUGCUUACCUAUAGCUCUGGUGCCUUGAGAUGCAGGAUCGGUACGCGUUGUUAA
This is a messenger RNA of Microthlaspi erraticum, 1302 nucleotides long. NCBI's taxonomy places the organism in Eukaryota, Viridiplantae, Streptophyta, Magnoliopsida, Brassicales, Brassicaceae. The record is from the annotation of a GenBank genome assembly.